GGGAGUCUCGACAGCCGCCAGGUCGGGGCGCUUGGUGUCUCUAAGCUUGGGGCUAGCCAGCUUCCUGUGGUGGUUUGGCCGCUGUGGUCAUGUUCGUGUCCGAUUUCCGUAAGGAGUUCUAUGAGGUGGUUCAGAACCAGAGGGUGCUGCUCUUCGUGGCCUCCGACGUGGAUGCUCUGUGCGCCUGUAAGAUCCUCCAGGCCUUGUUCCAGUGUGACCACGUUCAGUAUACUCUGGUUCCAGUUUCUGGGUGGCAAGAACUUGAAACUGCAUUUCUUGAACACAAAGAACAGUUCUGUUAUUUUAUUCUUAUAAAUUGUGGAGCUAAUGUAGACUUACUGGAUGUCCUUCAACCUGAUGAAGAUGCCAUAUUUUUUGUGUGUGACAGUCACAGACCAGUCAAUGUUGUGAACGUGUACAAUGAUACCCAGAUCAAACUGCUCAUUAAACAAGAUGAUGACCUUGAAGUUCCUGCCUAUGAUGACAUCUUUCGGGAUGAAGAGGAAGAUGAAGAGCUUUCAGGAACUGAAACUGAAGAUGGGUCAGAGCCUUCUGAGAAGCGCACACGGUUAGAAGAUGAGAUAGUGGAGAAAACCAUGAAACGGAGGCAACGCAGAGAGUGGGAGGCUCGGAGAAAAGACAUCCUCUUUGACUAUGAGCAAUAUGAAUAUCACGGGACUUCAUCAGCCAUGGUGGUGUUUGACCUGGCUUGGAUGAUGUCCAAAGACCUGAAUGACAUGCUGUGGUGGGCCAUCGUUGGACUAACAGACCAGUGGGUACAAGAUAAGAUUACCCAAAUGAAGUAUGUAACUGACGUGGGUGUCCUACAGCGUCAUGUGUCCCGCCACAACCACCGGAACGAGGACGAAGAGAAUGCCCUGUCUGUGGACUGCACCCGCAUCUCCUUUGAGUAUGACCUCCGCCUGGCACUCUAUCAGCACUGGUCCCUUCACGACAGCCUGUGCAACACAUGCUACACGGCAGCCAGGUUCAAGCUCUGGUCUGUCCAUGGACAGAAGCGGCUCCAAGAGUUCCUUGCAGACAUGGGGCUCCCCCUGAAACAGGUGAAGCAGAAAUUUCAUUCCAUGGACAUCUCCUUGAAGGAGAAUUUACGGGAGAUGAUUGAGGAGUCUGCAAAUAAAUUUGGGAUGAAGGACAUGCGUGUACAGACCUUCAGCAUUCAUUUUGGGUUUAAGCAUAAGUUCCUGGCCAGUGAUGUGGUCUUUGCCACCAUGUCACUGAUGGAGAGUCCUGAGAAGGAUGACUCAGGGAUGGACAACUUCAUUCAGGCACUGGACUCUCUCUCUAGGAGCAACCUGGACAAGCUCUAUCAUGGCCUGGAACUCGCCAAGAAGCAGCUGCGAGCCACACAGCAGACCAUUGCCAGUUGCCUCUGCACCAACCUCAUCAUCUCCCAGGGGCCCUUCCUCUACUGCUCCCUCAUGGAGGGCACUCCGGAUGUUAUGUUAUUCUCCAAGCCAGCAUCCCUGAGCCUGCUCAGCAGACAUCUGCUCAAGUCCUUUGUGUGUUCGACAAAGAACCGGCGCUGCAAGAUGUUGCCCCUGGUGAUGGCUGCUCCCCUGAGUGUGGAGCAGGGUACAGUGACAGUGGUGGGCAUCCCCCCAGAGACCGACAGUUCAGACAGAAAGAACUUUUUUGGAAGAGCAUUUGAGAAAGCGGCAGAGGGCACCAAUUCCCGAACACUGCACAACCAUUUUGACCUUUCAGUAAUUGAACUGAAAGCAGAGGAUCGGAGCAAGUUUCUGGACGCACUUGUUUCCCUCCUGUCCUGAGUGAGUUGAGAGUUUGAUUUCUUCAGAAGUACCCACCUCCUUAUUUAUAUUAGCUGGCUUCUAUUUAGAUUGUAAGUUAUGGACAUGGUUUUAGAUGAAGGGACAGCUGGUUUUUAAUGGAAUAAAAUGCUUAUUUUGGG
Molecule: messenger RNA, 1933 nt
Organism: Erinaceus europaeus (western European hedgehog)
Lineage: Eukaryota; Metazoa; Chordata; Mammalia; Eulipotyphla; Erinaceidae
Gene: CDC45
Product: cell division cycle 45
Exons: 19
Coding region: 90-1793 (567 amino acids)
Biological process (GO): mitotic DNA replication preinitiation complex assembly; DNA replication initiation; double-strand break repair via break-induced replication
Cellular component (GO): DNA replication preinitiation complex
Molecular function (GO): single-stranded DNA binding; DNA replication origin binding; chromatin binding
Source: RefSeq, a predicted model, not a curated record